Messenger RNA from Paramecium tetraurelia, 2844 nucleotides. RefSeq lists its product as uncharacterized. The record is from RefSeq and is a predicted model, not a curated record. The transcript is spliced from 3 exons. Gene Ontology annotation, molecular function: phosphorelay sensor kinase activity. Gene Ontology annotation, biological process: phosphorelay signal transduction system. NCBI's taxonomy places the organism in Eukaryota, Ciliophora, Oligohymenophorea, Peniculida, Parameciidae.
AUGAAACUAUUCAAAGUACUUGCAACUCAUAUAAUAUUGAUUGCCAAUAUUCUCCAAAGUUUGUGGUGGAUGAUAAUGGCUUUAUAUUUGAUCUAACCAAAUGACUACAUAGUGUUUUAUUUACAAAUAGUGUGUGUCACCAUGAGGGUUUUAUAAUAAAUAUUGAUCGCCAGAAAUUAUGGUUUGUUUUUAUUUGUGCAUAUAGUAUCUCUUUUUUACUACGUGACGUAUAUUGAAUCUUUGCUGCUAUUUCAGAAUGAUUACUCAUUGGGCAUCUUCUCAAACAGUUUAUUAAUAAUUGUUACUUACAAUUCAUAUUUGAAAUUUGCAGUUUAAAAGUGGAGUUAGAUUUGUAAGUUGGGACUUCCAUUUUAUAUUAUAUUAAGACUAAUCUCCAUCAUAUUUAUUACUUUUAGUUAUUAUUCCCUAGAAAGCCUAUUAAUAAUAAUCAUUGUUUUAGUUUAAUAUUUGUUAACAACAGAUUAAUAAAUUGAGCGAAUUCAUGUGAACAAUAACUAAGAAAAAGUCAAACCUAAAAUAAAUGCCAGAGUGCCAGAAUUAUAAUUGAAAAUAGUGGAAGAGAAGGAAUCGCCUCAUUAUCUGCAACAAUCUUUACUAAAAUCCUUAAGCAGAGCCUCACUGAUCCAAACACCACUGAAAAGUUAAAGCAUUUUGAUGAAAGACCAACAAAGCGAUUCGAAAAUGGGAUUAUUAUCAAAUUUAACCAAUUUAUCAAAAUCCAACAAGAAUAACAAGGGUUCUAGUUCUGAAAAAUCAGAUUUAUAGUUACACAUAUUUUACUAAAACCUUAUCAAUAUAUUUCCAUAAGGCAUUUUGAUAUUGAAUCAAUUCUAAUAAGUCAGUUAUAUGAAUAAUAAAUGUGAAAAACUAUUGGAAUGUUAAGGAGGGGAUCAAGUGUUGGAGAAGAUAAAGAUAUGUGUUAACGAUGCCAAAAUGUCAGACAAUGAAAGUGAAGUCUCUAACUUUUUGUAAACCCCAAAACAAAAUAAGUAAAUUAAUUAAUACACUCUCCAAAGGAUAGUUAAGAAAUUACAGAAGGAAAACAGAAAAGCAGACGUUCUAGAUAUUAUGCUCUACCCUUAAAAAUACUAUGGAAUUAUAGAUUAAAAAGCAGAGCCAUGUAGUUAAGAAGAUUCAAAAACUGAUUAAUUGACAUUCCAAUAGUAGGUGUUUAUAUACGAAUGGUUAAUGGAAACUGAAUCACUGAAUAAAAUCAAUUAAAAGAAACUCAAAUUGGUCAUCAUCCCAACAUUCAUGACUGGUCAACAGUAAGAAUACAUAUCUCUUCCAUCAUAAAAUAAGUGUUCCAGUAAAUUGAACAUCUAAAUUAGUAAUGAUGCAGAAAUACCAGUCCUUCUCAUCAUGAUUAAGAAUAUUACUAGUAAACACAAGUAUCAAUAAAUGAAGGAUGAAUAAAUUAUUCACCAUAGUCUUAUCAAAUCAUUCUCUCAUGAAUUAAGAACUCCAUUGAAUUCAUGUUAACAUAUGUUAAGCCUUAUCAAGAAUUAAGUCAUAGAAAAGUCUGUGUUAGAAUAUAUUGAUAUAGCCAUGUGCUCUAUUACCCUAUUGAUCCAUCAGAUUAAUGAUAUACUUGAUUAUGCUGCCAUAUAAUCAUACUCGUUCUCGUAUCGCAUAAAUAAAUUCACCAUCAAUUAGAUCAUCCAAGAAAUCGAGAAUCUCUAUAAAAUAUAAAUGAGACACAAAUAAAUCAGAUUCAGUAUUAAAGUUAAACAGUCUUUGAGAGAAGCAAUCAUUUCUAAUGACAAAUAACGAAUUCUAUAGAUACUGGUUAAUUUAUUAAAUAAUGCUGCCAAAUAUACAAAAGAGGGAGGGAAGGUUAAACUCACUAUCAAGUAAAUGAAGGAUAAUGGUAUUGGAAUUGAAGAUGAUAAGUUAACCUUGAUUCAAAAUAGUUUGAAUGGUAAUUUGGAAUUUGGUGCAAGAUUAAAAACUCAACAAGUUACUUAAAAGGCAGGAUUAGGCUUAAAUAUUGCAGCUAGAUUGGUAGAAGGAUUGGUUGAAUAAAAUAAUAAUUAAUUGUUCAUCAGUUCAAUUAAAAACCAAGGAACAAAGGUCUAAUUUUAAGUUUAGAAUCUCAUAAAUGCUUCAAAUGAUUAAUUUUAAUCUAACUUAGUAUCCUAAUUGACAGGAAGAUUCAAUUAAUCAGGUAUUUAGGGAACAUUAAGUGAAAGAAAAUUUGAUGAUAGAUUGCUAAUUAAGGCUAUGAAUUAAGAUAGUUAAUUUUAGGAGAAUUAUGUCUAUGAAUCAGAAUCAUCUUUGAAUACUCCUCAAUUAAAUGAUUAUGCUAAACAACCUUAGAUAUCUUUACCUAUAAGUCCUGAGUACUUCUCUCAUAAAUUCAUUUCUUCAUAUAAAAACAUUUUGCGUACAGAUACAAUUCAAAAGUCAACUUCAAUGUGUGAUAAGUGUGUUCAUGUUUUGAUUGUUGAUGAUAUUCCAUUUAAUCAAAUAGCACUCAAAUUGAUGCUCAAACAUUACCAGUUGGAAGCAGAUCAAGCAUUCGAUGGGUUAUAAGCAAUUGAAAAAGUGAAAGCAAAAUUUUCGGAACAUUGUUCUACUUAUAAAUUAAUAUUCAUGGAUAUUGAAAUGCCUGGCAUCAAUGGUUUUCAAACUAGUAAACAAAUCAACGAAUUGACGAAGUAGCAAUCAAUGAUCGUCAUUUGUUCGGCCUACGAUACUUAGGAAAAUUUUAUUGAAGGACAAAAAGUUGGGAUCUCCACUUUUCUUCCAAAACCUGUAAAGUAGGACGAAUUGGAAGUAGUGUUGAAGUAACUCUUUUAAAUUAAAAGGAAUUUUUUUUGA